AGACUGCUUGGUCAAUGCAGUCCUUCAUGCUGCAGGCUGCUUGCUGACAGCCCAUCAAGGCGGAUCGCCAGCCAUGGGCGAUCACAAGCUCCACAUAGCGCGCGUUGCCGUGCACCUCUGCACCGAGCUUGCAGGGAACAUGGAGGACGUCAAUGCAGCGCUGAAACCGGUCCAGGGCCUGCUGGCCGAUGGCAAAGGCGACGCGCUGCUUAUGGCGCUGCAGACUCUGGGCGUGGCAGCUCGGCGGCGCAUCGAAGCCGCGCUGCGCUUCAACCCUGUGAUCCCACUGGCUGCGCUGGGCAUGGGCAAGGAUGCCGCAGGGCGAGCGGCCUGGGUCGCCAGAGAAGCGUUGCAGGAGUUCAUCAAGGACAGCGACUCUGUUGGGCAGGCUCAUGCCCAGCUCCUGGCUGGCUACGCGCACAUUGAGCUUGCAGACUCCUCACGGGCUCUGAAGGCGGCGGCCGCCAGCGAGGAGUUAUUCAAGGAGCAGAAGAGCAAGCCCGGGGAGGCAGCGGCCCUGUGCUGCGCUGCCUGCGCCCGCCUGCUGCGGGCUAUGUCUGGCGUGUCCCCGCAGCUCCAGCUGGCCGAGGAGAAGGAGGAGAAGGUGAAGGCCGUGAAGAAGCGGCAGGAGGCCGAAGCCAAGGCAGGCAUCUCCUGCGUCCGCGAGGCUUGCUGCAUUUACCACGACCUGGAUGACAAGAAGUCGGAGGCGACUUGCUUGAACCUGGUGGGGGAGCUCCUCUUGGCCAAGGACGACGUGGACGAGGCCAAGAACGCGGCGCGCGAGGCGCGAGACAUCUUCCAGGACUUGGAGGAUCCCUACGGAGAGGCUCGAGCUCUCAAUGUGAUCCUCAGUGCCAACAUGCUCCAUGAGGAAGAUGUGGUGGACGCUCUCUUCGCCGCGAAGGAUGUGAUUUGGCUGUUCCGGGGUAACGACAUCCUUCCCGAGGAAGAGGACAAGAAGGCCAUUGCAGACAGCCUGCACGCGCAAGCGAAGGUCCACCUGUCCAUCGGGGAGCUGAAGGAGUGCAAGGAGACGGCGGAGGAGGCCUUGAAGUACUACGACGAGGCCAAGAUGACGCCAAAGGAGGCGGCGCAUGGGAAAGGCGCCGUGCUGCAGACGCUGGCCCAUGCCCUGUGUGCGGAGACCAGCCCGGAUGAGGCACUGCCUCACAGCCAGAACUCCGUGGAGCUUUUCGCGGCAGCGCAGGACAUCAGCGGGGAGGCCAUGGCGAAGGCCGUCUUGGCCUACCAGGACACGAUGUCGCGCAUGAAGCAGCUGGAAGAGAUCCCACAGGCCUUCACGGAGCAGUCGAACAACCAGGUGAAUGAAAACUGGAACACCAUUGAGGAGGGCAUGGCGAUGAUGCGGGAAAUCCGAAACCAGGAGGGCGAGGACCAGAUCGGCUCGCUGAUCUACGAGAUGAACCAGAAAGUUGGGGACAUCCAGAAGAAGAUGUCAACACCAACGAAGACUGUGUGGACAGUUGACCGGGUCACACGCAGGGCGGUCAAGAAGGACUUCUACGAGCCGAACCCGGGCACGGACAUCGUGCCACAAGAGGCGGGCGAGGCCGUGGAGGCCGUGGAGGCCGAGGCCGCGGAGGAGUGAGCCGCAGCGCCGAGACGCGCAGACGCCCUGGACAUGGGGACGACAGGGCCAUGGGCUCAGGUGGAACAGGGCAACUGUUGGGCCCGAGAGAGCAUCUCGCGCUCGAGCAAGAGAGCAUCUUCCCGCGGAGAGUUAGCAUCUGGCAGCUCGAGAGAUCCGCCUGGUGGUAGCCUUUGAGACCAUUUCUGUGUUGCUGUUUUGGG
Messenger RNA from Effrenium voratum, 1815 nucleotides. The record is from the annotation of a GenBank genome assembly. Lineage: Eukaryota; Dinophyceae; Suessiales; Symbiodiniaceae.